GUGGAUUCGGUCGUUAAGCGCUGCUCCACGGGGUCGUGUCGACACAAGUCAACACCUGCAGCCAUUUUACGCUCCGAUGUCGUGAAUCAAAUCCAUCUCUGAGCAGCCCGUCUGCGCCCUUGAAUCCAGCAGGUCAAAAAUGGUGAAAAGAAAGAGCUUGGAUGACAGUGACCGGGAAAACUGCCGGGGUAUCCCGUUUCCGAUCCAAACCUUCCUAUGGAGACAGACCAGUGCGUUUUUGCGGCCGAAGUUAGGGAAGCAGUAUGAAGCCUCCUGUGUGUCAUUUGAGCGGGUGCUGGUGGAGAACAAACUCCACGGGCUCUCUCCAGCCCUCACUGAAGCCAUCCAGAGCAUCUCUCGCUGGGAGCUGGUCCAGGCUGCUCUGCCUCAUGUUCUCCACUGCACUGCCAUCCUUCUCUCAAACCGCAACAAGCUGGGACACCAGGAUAAACUCGGGGUAGCUGAAACGAAACUCCUUCACACUCUACAUUGGAUGCUUCUGGAGGCGGCCCAGGAGUGCCACCAGGAGCCUGGCCUGGGACACGGCUGGUCUGGGGGCAGCAGUGGUAGCAGUAGUGCCUACCUUCAGCCCAUAGGGAACCAGGGUCUCACAGACCACAAUGGCAGCACAACUGAAGAGAAUGAAUAUGCCCGUGCCAAACUCUACCAUAAGAACAUGGCCACUGUGGAGCUCUUUGUGUUUCUCUUUGCCCCCCUCAUUAACCGGAUCAAGGAGUCUGACCUCACCUUUCGACUGGCUGGUGGACUUGUUAUUUGGCAGCCAAUGUGGGAGCACCGUCAACCUGAUGUUCCUGCUUUUUCUGCCCUUGUCAAACCCAUGCGUAACAUUGUUACAGCAAAGAGGAAUUCUCCAGUGAAUAACCAGUGUAGUCCUCAUGAUACCAGUAACCCAUGCCCUGCAGUGGUAUGUGAAUCAGACCAGCCAGACUCCUCCUCCCCCUCGGUGACAGGACAGAGCUGUCGCCGUGGCAACUCUGUGGAGAAGGGAGGGUUCUCACAGCAGGCCUUUGAGAAAGGAUUUUCACAACCAAAGAAUUUCUCAGUACCUGGUGGCAUCUCUGUAUCACAGCAAGCAAGGUAUGCCACCUAUUUUGAUGUUGCAGUGCUGCGUUGCUUGAUGCAGCCUCACUGGACAGAAGAGGGUGUGCACUGGGCCCUCAUAUACUACCUGCAGCGGCUGCGUCAGAUACUGCAGGAGAAGCCUGAACGCCCCCCUGAGCCCCUGAUAACCCCCUUACCACGGCCCCGCAGUAGUUCCAUGGUGGCUGCUACCCCUUCUUUGGUUAAUACUCACAAAACACAGGACAUGACUCUAAAAUGUAAUGAGGAAAGCAGGUCUUUGAGCUCUGAGACCUUCUCUAAAGUGUCAAUUACCAACCUCAGGAGACCAGCAGUCCCUGACCUCUCCACUGAGAUGGGUAUGAACAUAUUCAAAAAGUUUAAGAACCGUAGAGAAGAUCGAGAGAGAAAAGGCUCUAUCCCAUUCCACCAUACUGGGAAGAAACGCCAGCGUCGAAUGGGUGUACCUUUCCUGAUGCACGAGGAUCACCUGGAUGUCUCACCCACAUGUAGCACCUUCUCAUUCGGAAGCUUCUCUGGACUGGGAGAUGACCGUCGCACACUGGACCGUGGGGGUUGGCCUUCCACUAUCAUGGGGAAGUUAACACGUCGUGGAAGCUCAGAUACUGCCGGAGAUGUGGACAGUCUUGGAGCAAAACAUUUUCACUCCCACCACAACUUGCCUGAACACUCCAACAGUCACAGUGACAAUACCAUCAAAGAGGGUGUUCGUUCCCAGAUCUCCACCAUCACCAUGGCUACAUUUAACACAACUGUGGCUUCCUUUAAUGUAGGCUACACAGAUUUCUUCACAGAGCACAUUAAGAAACUGUGUAACCCCAUUCCCAUCCCUGAGAUGCCAUGUGAGCCGCUGGCCUGCUCCAACCUUCCCCGAAGUCUGACAGACUCCUGCAUCAAUUACACAUCGCUAGAGGACCGAGACACUAUUGAGGGCACUAACAACUUCAUUCUGAAGAAUGGCAUGCUGGACCUCAUGGCUAUUCUGCGGGCCCUGUAUUCCGUACUCACCCAUGACAUCAGUUCUCGGAUUUGCGACGUGGCGCUCAACAUCAUCGAAUGCCUCCUGCAGCUGGGGGUGGUGCCCAGUGUGAUGAAGAAAGCCUCCAAACCUGAGGACAAAGAGGCGGAGCAUCUGAAGGAGGGAGCCAGCCAGAGUGUGGGUGGAACUCAGGGGGAGGCGGCUGGAGGCACAGGAGCAGCACCUAAUGGAGGUGGUGGAGGAGAUGGAGGAGGAGGGGGUGGAGAGAGUCGUGGAGGAAGCAGAGAUGAUAUAAAGAAUAACAAGGACAACCAGGAUGGAGACACUUCACUCAGCACUCACAGGUUGGCUCUCACCAUGCUCAUUAAGAUCGUAAAAUCACUUGGCUGUGCGUACGGUUGUGGUGAAGGGCAUCGUGGGCUUUCUGGAGACCGCCUUCGGAUGCAGGCGCAGAAUUGUUUGACUACUCUGUACACGCUGGAUAAAGUGCAGUUCCGUCAGACUAUGAAAGAAUACGUUAAUAAGGAUUCGCUCAACAACAUUGUGGAUUUCCUGCAUGCCCUACUUGGCUUCUGCAUGGAGCCAAUCACUGACAAAUACGGCAGUGCAGGUGAGAGGUCCAGGAGGGCGAAUAAAAGAAACAUCGACAAGGCUGGCUUCGGGAACAACUUCACCACUGGAGGAGACAAGUCUCUGGCCCAGAGCAUGGGAACUGUGGUGGUGGGCUGCAUGUUCAAGUCUCUCAUCACAAGAUGUGCCUCCACUACACAUGAGCUUCACAGUUCUGAGAACCUGGGCCUGUAUUGUGACAUACGUCAGCUGGUUCAGUUUAUUAAGGAGUCCCAUGGAAAUGUCUUCCGACGUGUGGCUCUCAGUGCCCUUCUGGACAGUGCUGAAAAACUCAAUACCACUAAAAAAACAGACGAAAAGGAGGAGACCAAGCCAUCUUCAGCAAAAAAUGAGGAGCAAAUCCCAGGAGCACUUUUAGGAAGGAAAGACUUUUGGAGGAAGAUGUUCAAAUCUCAGAGUGCCGCCAGUGAUACAAGCAGCCAAUCAGAGCAGGAUACGUCAGAGUGCACCACUGCCCACUCUGGUACUACCACAGACCGUCGUUCACGAUCACGUUCCCGACGGAUUUCACUACGCAAGAAACUCAAACUGCCCAUAGGAAACUGGCUGAAACGCUCCUCUCUAUCUGGUCUAGCUGAUGGGGUGGAGGACCUGCUGGACAUCAGCUCUGUGGACAGACUGUCCUUUAUCAGACAGAGCUCCAAGGUCAAGUUCACCAGUGCUGUGAAGCUGUCGGAGGGUAGCGCUAUUGAAUAUGGGCGAGAGGAAGAGGAGAAUUUCUUCAAGCGGCUCGGUAAAUGGCGGUCUGGUCGGAGGAACCCUUCCAAGCUUCACCACACAGAAGAGAAAGAUGGUUGCCAUGGAUUCCAGGAGCACUUGGCUGCCAGUCAGGAGGCCAUGAAGAAUAAGAACAUUGUGAAUCUAGGUGCAAUCAGACAGGGCAUGAAGAGAUUUCAGUUCCUGUUGAACUGCUGUGAGCCGGGAACCAUACCAGAUGCUUCAAUUUUAGCAGCAGCGCUGGACCUGGAAGCACCCGUGGUGGCAAGGGCCUCGCUUUUCCUGGAGUGUGCUCGUUUUGUGCAUCGCUGUAACCGUGGUAACUGGCCAGAGUGGAUGAAAGGUCACCAUGUGAACAUCACUAAGAGAGGGCUGUCCAGAGGACGAUCGCCUGUAGCAGGAAACAAAAGAAACACAAAGCUCCAGUGGAACGCAGCCAAACACUUUUACCAGUGGGGAGAUGCGAUAGGCACUCGGCUGAGUGAAAUUUGCCACUCAGACAGAGAGAGUCCAGCCAACAUCUUGGGUUUUAUCUAUGAUGAAGAGAGCAAGAGGAGAGUGAAAAAGGAGGAUGAGGAAGAAGAUUAUCUGGAUGACAACACAGUCAACCCCACAAAGUGUGGAUGUCCCUUUGCUCUGAAGAUGGCUGCUUGUCAGCUGCUUCUGGAGAUCACCACUUUCCUGCGAGAGACCUUUCCCUGUCUUCCCAGACCCAGAACAGAGCCCCUUGUGGAUUUAGAGAGCUGUCGUUUGCGUCUGGACCCUGAGCUAGGCCGUCAGCGCUAUGAGAGGAAGAUCAGCUUUGCAGGAAUCCUGGAUGAUGAGGAUGGACACGAUUCUCUGAAUAGCAGCAGCCACACCCUCAAGUCUGACACUGGCUGUGAGGAAAAGAAAUCAUCACAAGAGCCUCUGGCUCCAAUUAGAAAGAUCCGUAUUGGUGGCUCUCGGUUGCUACAAAUUAAAGGAGCAAGGAGUUUCCGACUAAAGAAAGGAGGCUCUUUAUCUUCUAUCCGCCGAGCAGGGAGUCUGAAAAGCACUAAGAUGUCCAGACAGGACUCUGAGUCUGAGAAUGACGCAGAAUCGGAACGGCUGCUCUCCCAGAGUAGAGAUACUGUCACUGAUAUAGGGAGCUCUUGGAGUGCUAGCGAGCCAAGCAUUGAACCUGAGGGUCCUGGCAGCACAGGGGGUGUGGAGGACAACUACCAUCGCAACAUGUCCUGGCUACAUAUCAUGAUUCUGCUGUGCAACCAGCAGAGUUUCAUCUGCACUCAUGUGGAUUUCUGCCACCCUCGCUGCUAUCAGCACCACAGCCGCUCAUGUGCUCGGCUCGUCCGUGCCAUCAAACUUCUAUAUGGAGAGACAGUAGACAGUCUGAAAGACAACAGAACUACCGGCAAUAUCAGUGGCCGUGCCAAGAAGAGCAAAGAGUGUUCAGACAAAUCCUGCCUCCGGACCCCAUCCAUGAAGAGACGCCCCACUGACAGCAGUGCUGAGGGGAAGAAAGACACUGGCAUGCUAAAGUACAUCCGCAACCAGGUAAUGAGUCUGUCUCCAGCCCCUUUGUCCUUGCUUAUAAAAGCAGCCCCUAUCCUGACUGAGGACAUGUAUGGAGACAUUUUGCCUGCAGCAUGGGAGCUCCUGCUGAGUGUGGAUGAACAUAUGGCUGCAGCUGCAGCUGCCCUGUUCCUGCUGUGCGCGGUGAAGGUGCCGGAUGGAGUGACCGAAAUGAUGAUGGCUGAGUUUCAGCAUCAGGAAGCAUGUCAGAGAAUUAACUCCAUUUUGAAAUUCUACACUGUCUGGAGAUUCCGGUACCAAGUGUGGCCUCGGAUGGAAGAGGGGGCUCAGCAGAUAUUUAAGAUUCCUCCACCCAGCAUUAACUUCACACUGCCCUCUCCUAUCCUGGGAAUGCCCUGUGUGCCUAUAUUUGACCCUCCAUGGGUUCCUGUUAAUGCAGGCACUGUUCCAGAUGCAAUCAGUGAAGAUCAGUCUAAAUCAUUCUCGGCACGAGCAGUAUCUCGCUCUCACCAACGGGCAGAACACAUCCUGAAGAACAUGCAGCAGGAGGAAGAGAAGAGGAGGCUCGGUCGUGAGGCCAGCGUCAUCACGGCCAUCCCUAUCGCUCAGGAGGCCUGCUAUGAGCCCACAUGUAGUCCACCACCUGAGCAGGAGGAGGAAGAAGAUGUGGUGAACUUGACAUCACGUCGUCUGUCCGUCAGCCCCUCUUGUGCCUCCAGUAACUCCCACAGAAACUACUCCUUCCGCAGGGGCUCUGUGUGGUCAGUGCGGUCAGUGGUCAGUGCUGAAGAUGAUGAGAACACAACAGAACUCACACCAACACAUCACAUGCUGCAGCCACCCCAGUCUGUUUUCCCACCAUGCAUCUGUGCUGCUGUGUUGCCCAUUGUGCACCUGAUGGAAGAUGGAGAAGUUCGGGAAGAUGGAGUUGCAGUAUGUGCUGUUGCUCAGCAGGUUUUGUGGAACUGCCUGAUUGAAGAUCCAGCCUUGGUUCUUAGACAUUUCCUGGAGAAACUCACAGUCAGUAAUAGACAGGAUGAACUCAUGUACAUGCUGAGGAAACUGCUUCUUAACAUUGGGGAUUUGCCUGCACAGACCUCACACAUUCUUUUCAACUAUCUGGUGGGCUUGAUCAUGUACUUUGUAAGGACUCCCUGUGAGUGGGGCAUGGAUGCCAUAUCAGCCACUUUGACCUUUCUGUGGGAGAUUGUGGGUUAUGUGGAGGGGCUCUUUUUUAAAGACCUUAAACAGACUAUGAAGAAAGAACAGUGUGAGGUCAAGCUUCUGGUUACUGCCUCCAUGCCAGGAACCAAAACCCUGGUGGUUCAUGGACAGAAUGAGUGUGACAUUCCCACCCAGUUACCAGUGCAUGAAGACACCCAGUUUGAAGCCCUUUUGAAGGAGUGUUUAGAAUUCUUCAAUAUUCCAGAGGCUCGGUCUGCUAACUAUUUUUUGAUGGAUAAGCGUUGGAACCUUAUACACUAUGCCAAGACCUAUGUGCGAGACAUCUACCCUUUCAGAAGAUCAGUGUCUCCUCAACUUAAUCUGGUUCAUAUGCUACCAGAGAAGGGCCAGGAGCUCAUUCAGAAACAGGUGUUUUCUAGAAAGUUGGAAGAGAUUGGCCGCGUUCUGUUCAUCAUCUCGCUUACCCAGCGUAUGCCUGCUGUGCACAAACAAUCCCACGUCUCCAUGCUUCAGGAAGACCUUCUGCGACUGCCAUCAUUUCCUCGCUCUGCCAUUGAUGCUGAGUUCAUGCUCUUCAAUGAGCCUCUAGGCAAAGAGCUCUUUGGUUUGGACACUUUACAUAAGGUCCUAUGGAUCAAACUGCUGGAGGAGAUGUUUCUGGGCAUGCCCAGUGAAUACCCUUGGGGUGAUGAGAUUAUGCUAUUUCUGAAUGUGUUUAAUGGUGCCCUGCUCCUACACCCCGAGGACAGCGCCCUCCUCAGGCAAUACAGCGCAACUGCCAUCAACACAGCUGUACACUUCAACCACCUCUUCUCCCUCAGUGGCUAUCAAUGGAUCCUUCCUACUAUGCUCCAGACAUACGCAGAUUAUGAGAGUAACCCACUGUUGCGUCGAGGGAUUGAAUUCUGCUGCAGGCAGUUCUAUAUUCUCCACCGCAAACCUUUCAUAUUGCAGCUCUUCGCUAGUGUGGCCCCACUGCUGGAGUUCACUACUCGCACUAGUACUGGUUUAUCAAAAGGAGUAUCUUCACAGUGUCUUUUUGACCUGCUGGUAUCUUUGGAGGGAGAGACUGCAGAUUCCCUGGAUGCUCUGGAGCUGGUGAAGGCUGAGAAACCUCUCCGCUCUCUGGAUUUUUGCUAUGGUAAUGAGGACCUGCCGUUUUCAAUCAGUGAAGCCAUAAAGCUCUGUGUCACAGUAGUUGCUUAUGCCCCAGAAUCCUACCGCAGUUUGCAAAUGCUGAUGGUUCUUGAGGCUUUAGUUCCGUGUUACCUGCAGAAGAUGAAGGGUAACACACAGACUCUGGAGUCGGUGUCUGCAGCGAGGGAUGAGAUAGCUGCCAUAGCUGCUCUGGCCACUUCUCUGCAGGCUCUGCUCUACAGCGUGGAGGCAUUGACACGACCUAUGACUGCACCUCAGAUGAGUCGAUGUGAUCAAGGCCACAAGGGAGCAACUACUGCCAACCACACCAUGUCUGGAGGACCAAACACCAGGGAUAACCUGCACCUGCUGGAGGAGGGUCAGGGUAUACUGAGGGAGGAACUGGACGAGCGUAUUGCCCGUGAAGAGUUCCGUCGCCCCCGUGAGUCUCUGCUUAACAUCUGCACAGAGUUUUACAAGCACUGUGGUCCACGCCUCAAAAUCCUGCAGAAUGUGGCAGGAGAACCCAGAGUCACUGCUCUAGAGCUGCUGGAUAUCAAGUCUCAUAUGAGAUUGGCAGAAGUCGCCCACUCCCUUCUCAAAUUGGCCCCGUAUGACACGCUGACCAUGGAAAGCAGAGGACUGCGCCGCUACAUCACAGAAAUGUUACCCAUCACCGAUUGGUCGGCAGAGGCCAUUCGUCCUGCCCUCAUCCUCAUUCUGAAGAGGCUGGAUCGCAUGUUUAACAAGAUUCAUAAGAUGCCCACACUCAGGCGGCAGGUGGAGUGGGAGGCAGCUAGCAGUCUGAUUGAAGGGAUUUGUUUGACACUUCAUCGGCAGCCAAUCAUUUCCUUCCUCCCUCACCUGCGAUCUCUAAUCAACGUUUGUGUCAACCUGGUGAUGGGGGUUGUGGGGCCAUCUAGUGUGGCAGAUGGACUUCCCUUGUUGCAUUUGAGUCCGUACCUGUCUCCUCCUCUUCCCUUCAGUACAGCGGUUGUGCGUUUGGUUGCCAUGCAGAUCCAGGCUUUAAAGGAUGACUUCCCACUCAGUCAUGUGAUCUCCCCCUUCACCAAUCAGGAGAGACGAGAAGGGAUGCUGCUUAACCUCUUGAUUCCAUUUGUAUUGACUGUGGGCGCAGGGAGUAAAGACAGCCCUCAUCUGGAGCAGCCAGAGGUAUUUCUACUUUUGCAGACAGUCAUUAACAUCCUGUUACCUCCACGCAUUAUCAGCACUUCCCGCAGUAAGAACUUUGUUCUGGACGCAUCCCCUGCCCACUGCUCCACCCCAGGGGACACUGGGAAAGACCUGCGUAGAGAGGGACUGGCUGAAUCCACCAGCCAAGCAGCUUAUCUUGCUCUGAAGGUGGUCUUAGUCUGCUUUGAGCGACAGUUGGGUAAUCAAUGGUACAAGCUGAGUCUGCAGGUCAAGGAAAUGGCCCUGCGUAAAGUUGGUGGUUUGGCUUUCUGGGAUUUUAUUGACUUCAUAGUGCGCACAAGAAUUCCAAUCUUCAUUCUAUUGCGCCCCUUCAUACAAUGCAAGCUGUUGACCCAGCCAGCUGAGUCUCAGGAGGAGAUCACGGCCCGUCACCAUAUUGCAGAGCAACUAGAGCGUCGUUUCAUCCCACGGUCCCUCUGCAAGAGCUCUCUGUUUGCUGAGUUCAGCAACGAGCUCAAGAUCCUGAAAGAGGCUGUGCAUAGUGGCUCUGCAUACCAAGGAAAGACGUCCAUCAGUACUGUUGGCACAUCCACCUCUGCAUACAGGUUGAGUCUGGCCACCAUGUCCCGCUCCAACACCGGUACAGGAACUGUCUGGGAGCAGGAGAGCCAACCUUCACGCCAGCCCUCACAGGACACACUCAGUCGUACCGAUGAGGAGGAGGAGGAAAAUGACUCCGUCAGCAUCCCCAGCGUGGUAAGUGAGCACGAAGCUUUCCUCCCCAGGCUCAUUUCCCAGCGGCGUUUCUCCAGUCACGCCACAGGGUUAGCUGCCAGUCAGCCUGAACCAAGCAUGAGCACCAUGCUGCCCAGUCACAGUGAACCCAAUGUGCUAGAUGAAUCCCAGGGGCUUCUGGAGGAGGGUAACCUGUCUAGGGUUGCCAGCGUGCAGAGUGAACCAGGACAGCAGACUCUGCUAAUCCAGCCACCUCUUGGUCGUAAGAGAGGACUUAGGCAGCUACGGCGACCUCUGCUGUCUAUACAGAGGGUGCAGGACGAGUCUCGUGGACGUCACGGAGCCAGACUCUCAACAACCCGUAGGAGCAUUCAGCCUAAGAGUAAACCACUCGACAGGACUCACAGUGACCAAAAGAGGUCUGUCACUUUCACCGAGACCCAGCAGGAACCGGCUGGCAGAUCUCCCACUGCUACUCCCAGCCCCAGCAGCGGUUUACCAGGGGUCACAGAGGUCGGGAGGCUGAGCCAUGCUCCAUCAGAGUCCUCAUCACCUAGCAUCAAUACUGCCCAGCACAAACCAGCAUGGCCACAGUAUGAGAAUAAAGACCAGGGGAAUGUAAGAAGCAGUCUUUCUCCAACCCCCUCUGCUGCCUCAAGCUCCACUUCUAGAGCCUGCUCCCCUCUUCCUCCUCCCCUCCCCAUCCUGAGUACACCAUCCCGACUGGCCCCAACCCAGAUCAGAGAAAGCCCAGAGGACGAAGAGACCACUGGGCUUCUGCAAAACACAGACACCUCCUCUAGUGCAGGAGAGGACCGUGGCACGGAGAACCCACUCCUGACCUCGCUGCUCACACCCCACGCUCUCUCUCCGCUCCCCCUGUCCCCUGUUGACCUGGAUCUGGACGAGUCUCACGUGUGAGAAUGUCCAGCUUCAGGAUACUGUGCUAGUUUAACAGGAAGUGGAAAAAGAAAUCCUGUGAUCAGAUUUCUUGAAUAACUUUUUUUUGUAAACUCUUGACAACGGAGUUAAAGCAUAUUAAGCUAUCAUGGGACAUCCUUUGCAAUUAAUAGACACAUUUAUGAAGCACUCUGCAUAAUUCUAAACACCAAUGAAGCUAAUUAACAUUAAUGUACCAUUCAGUCUUUAGUGAGAUAAAUUACGUAAUUUUAAAUCAAAUAAGAUAAGCAUUCUGUGAAAAUUAUAACUACAAAAACGAUG
Molecule: messenger RNA, 10375 nt
Organism: Sinocyclocheilus anshuiensis
Lineage: Eukaryota; Metazoa; Chordata; Actinopteri; Cypriniformes; Cyprinidae
Gene: unc80
Product: unc-80 homolog (C. elegans)
Exons: 64
Coding region: 140-10075 (3311 amino acids)
Biological process (GO): monoatomic cation homeostasis
Cellular component (GO): axon; cation channel complex
Molecular function (GO): monoatomic cation channel activity
Source: RefSeq, a predicted model, not a curated record